UUUUAUAAAUUUGUUGAGGCAAGGCUUCAGAACACUUUCUGAUUUUGCAGAGUCCAGAGUGUUGAACAUGAAGUUAACUGUGAAAAAAACUUUAUUCAGUCUAGCGUCUGUAUUUUUCCUCUGUGUGGCUGCAGACGAACAUGCCCCUGAAGUGCACACUGACCUGGGGCGUCUGAGAGGUCAGUAUGUCAGUGUUAAGGGGAAGGAGACUGGGGUCCAUGCCUACCUGGGGGUCCCCUUUGCCAAGCCCCCUGUAGGUCCUGCUCUGAGACUGGCUGCACCUCAACCUGUAGAGGGAUGGGAAGGAGUGAAAGAUGCCACCCAGCAGCCGCUCAUGUGUGUUCAAAAUAGGCAGAUUAUGGUAGAUUUGUCUCAUAAACUUGGAGAUUUUUUGCAAGUCAUUCCAGACAUUUCCGAAGACUGUCUCUACCUCAACAUUUACACACCUGCAAACAGAGCUCAUGAUGCCAAACUCCCAGUCAUGGUUUGGAUCCAUGGUGGAGCAUUUACUAUGGGCUCAGCUUCUAUGUAUGAUGGAUCUGCACUGGCUUCUUACCAGGAUGUGGUUGUGGUUUUAAUCCAGUAUCGCUUAGGACUUCUGGGAUUUCUCAGCACUGGAGAUCAACACAUGCCUGGAAACGUUGGUUUGCUGGACCAGGUACAAGCUCUGAGGUGGAUCCAGCAGCACAUUCACAGCUUUGGUGGAGAUCCAGGUUUAGUCACUGUAUUUGGAGAGUCUGCAGGUGGGAUCAGUGUGUCCUUGCUGCUUCUCUCACCGUUGUCUCAUGGGUUGUUCCAUCGUGCCAUUGCUGAGAGUGGAAGUGCUGCCAUGCACACAGUUGUCUCAAAUAACCCUUUACCGAUGAUGCAGGUUGUGGCAAAUGCAUCUGGUUGUAGCCAUGAAAGCACAGAGAAGAUCGCUGAUUGUAUUAGAAACCUGGAUAAUGACACUAUUGUGACCAUUGGGAAGGAUAAAAAUUUGAUGCUUUCUAUAACCGUUGAUGGACAUUUCCUGUCAAAACCUGUGGAGGAGCUGUUCCGUGAACAUGAAUUUCUCAAUGUUCCAUUCAUGACCGGUGUGAAUGAUGAUGAAGGAGGAUGGUUGAUUUCAUGGGUUUUUGCUCCUCAAAACUGGACAGAGGGAAUGGAUCGAGAGCAGAUCACAAAAACACUAUCUGUUUUCUUUCCUGAUCCCAAACAUGCAGUUGUCAGAGAUUUCAUAAUAGAUGAAUAUAUUGGAACUGGUGAAGAUCGUGUGAAGAACAGAGACGGGUUCACUGAGAUGAUUGGAGACAUUUUGUUUACUGUUCCAGCCAUUAAGACGGCCAAUGCCCACAGAGAUGCAGGUGCUGCUGUUUACCUGUAUGAAUACCAGCAUCCUCCCACACUCCUGCAGAAGAAAAGGCCGAGCUUUGUUGGGGCUGAUCAUGCAGAUGAACUUUUUACAGUGUUUGGAUUCUGUUUCACAACUACUCAUGUCAAAUUAUCUGAGCCAUGUCCUAAAGAGGAGGAAGAGUUAAGCAAAACCAUGAUGAGCUACUGGGGGAACUUUGCCCGUACAGGGUCUCCUAAUGGUGACGGUCUUGCUCACUGGCCACAGUAUGGAGCAGGAGAAGACUACCUGGCCAUUGGUUUGAAGCAGCAGGUCACCCGUCAGCAUCUGAAGAAGAACCGCUUUGUCUUCAUGACUCAGACGCUUCCAAUGAAGAUCCAGCAACUUAAGGAGAAGAUGGAGCGCAGCGAGUCGUAGAACAGUCACCUCCCAGUUCUCUGGUCCAUCACUUUGGCAUUACAGUUCUUAUUGUUCGCUGUGAUGCAGCCAUCUAGUGAAACAACACAUUUGCACAUGCAGGUCUAAACAGUGGCUCCAAUGACUUGGUACCGUUUUUAAGGCCUACAAGCUAAUACAAAUUUGUUGUUUUUUGAGUGUCAAACAGGUGCCAUGAUGAGUUCAUACUGGUCUUUCUGGUUUCUAAUAGUUAGAAAUAGAUGGUGUCUCUUUGGUCACCAAAGCUAAAACUAUGGAGUUUAGACUGUUUGAGUAAUGUCAGUGUUUCCAAAAGGGAGGAGAAAGUGUGUCAAUCAAAUGAGAACGGGUUUAGAUUUUUGCUACAUGUGUCUGAUGCACUGCUGUAGUAGUGAUGAUUUUUUGAACAGUACUGUACGAGGCCCCACAGCACAUUCUCUGUUUUUAAAUAGAAAAACUGAUAGUUUUUGGAAAUUAACUUUUGUCUUUUAGCAACAGUAGAUGUUUAAAUGUUGGCGUUUCUGUAACUGAAUAACAGUGUUAAAACAAAAAGGUCUUUUAAUUUAAAAUAGAAAACGUUCUUAGUUAAAGGCAAAUCCAGCUACAAUGAUUAAAAGUUGUAAUUGGUAUGAAUUUAAACUAAUACUUGGAAAAUACUACUAUAACUUCUGUUCAGAGACUUGUGUCAUCUGGAAGCUACUGUACCACACUAGUAGUCAGUUAUUUAAAAUAUAGACCAAAUCUGCUUAUUGUCGUUUUCUGGGGUGCUUAAAAAUACAAUUAUUUUAUUAUAUUAAAAAACUAGAUUUUAAGAAGUUGUCCUCUGUAAUGCAGCUUUUUUGCUGCACUGCAUUCUGUAGAUUAUGAAAUAACAAAACUGUAAUAAAGAAAUGCGUGAUAUCCAAACCAUC
Messenger RNA from Betta splendens (Siamese fighting fish), 2658 nucleotides. Its product is annotated as cocaine esterase-like. NCBI's taxonomy places the organism in Eukaryota, Metazoa, Chordata, Actinopteri, Anabantiformes, Osphronemidae. The record is from RefSeq and is a predicted model, not a curated record. The transcript has 13 exons. Bases 68 to 1750 code for a protein of 560 amino acids.